AUGAUAUAUGACUUAAGCAAAGACCAGCUUGUGAGGAAGACGCUGGAGAACUAUUCCGGGGCAUCGAAUCUCAUGCACAACGAGAAAGUGCGAGAACUUAUGGCGGCAGGGAAGACAAUCUAUCAUUUCGGAUUCGGUCAAUCGCCAUUCCCUAUUAUGAGCAAAGCCGCCGAAAGGCUUAGCAAACAUGCAUCGAAGGCCGCUUAUUUGCCCGUGGCUGGAUUUGCGAUUUGCGAUUUCCACAAACGUUAUGACGACAUUUCCCGUUCACCCGAUGACGUCAUAGUUGGCCCUGGAAGUAAGGAGCUGAUAUUUCUCCUCAUGAACAUAUUUGAAGGAGUUUGGAUCCUCGCUUCAGAUACUAAUGUCAUAAUACCCUCGCGGACCUCAGAUUUCGUUAUAAUGAUCCUUUCUCCAUCGGGAUCUUGUACAGAUAUCAUUGUCAUUUCCCCUUCCUGGACAUCAUACACGCCUCAAGUCCAGCUGUCCCAGCAUACACCGCGCGUCAUAGUAGCCAACAUGGCCGACGAGUGGAAAAUCACACCAGCGUCAUUUAAACAGUUUCUUGAGUCUGAGAAUUUCUCCAAGGUUAAGCUUCUCAUCCUUAACAACCCGGACACUCCUACCGGUACAUUAUACACGAAGGAAGAAUUAAUCUCUUUGAGGGACGUUUGCAGACAACACAAAGUCAUUGUAUUGGCCGACGAAAUUUACGCAAGAUUAACGUACGCUGAUGAAUUCACAUCGAUGGCCCGGGUACAGCGAUUUAAAUUUAAUUGUGUAUGCACGUUUUAUGAAUAA
Dreissena polymorpha is the source of this 801-nucleotide messenger RNA. RefSeq names its product aspartate aminotransferase-like. The coding region runs from base 1 to 801 and encodes 266 amino acids. Gene Ontology annotation, molecular function: pyridoxal phosphate binding. Lineage: Eukaryota; Metazoa; Mollusca; Bivalvia; Myida; Dreissenidae. The transcript has 8 exons. The record is from RefSeq and is a predicted model, not a curated record. Gene Ontology annotation, biological process: biosynthetic process.